Phalaenopsis equestris is the source of this 2089-nucleotide messenger RNA. RefSeq names its product dol-P-Man:Man(6)GlcNAc(2)-PP-Dol alpha-1,2-mannosyltransferase. Gene Ontology annotation, cellular component: endoplasmic reticulum membrane. The transcript is spliced from 10 exons. Bases 46 to 1785 code for a protein of 579 amino acids. NCBI's taxonomy places the organism in Eukaryota, Viridiplantae, Streptophyta, Magnoliopsida, Asparagales, Orchidaceae. Gene Ontology annotation, molecular function: alpha-1,2-mannosyltransferase activity. Gene Ontology annotation, biological process: protein N-linked glycosylation. The record is from RefSeq and is a predicted model, not a curated record.
UAAGGUGGUGAAAAAGGAGCCCAACUCGGGUAAUUUUUAUCCGCAAUGGCACUCACGCUGCCGAGGCAUCGCCGGCAGGCGGUUCCUGAUAUAGACUCCACGAAUGCGGCAGCGCAAGUGGCGGAUCGCUACUCGAAGGAAGACAAGGAUGAGAAGGAUCGGCGCCAGCAUGAAAAGGGGCUCCGAUGGCAGCUGCCAUUUCUGGCGCUAGGGCUAUUGCGCCACAUGAGUGCUUCAUCUAACAUCAUCCAUGACUGUGAUGAGGUCUUCAACUACUGGGAACCCCUUCACUACCUCCUCUACAAAUCUGGAUUCCAGUCUUGGGAAUACAGCUCUGAGUUUGCGCUGCGGUCAUAUCUAUACCUACUGUUUCACAUGCUAUUGGCUGGACCAACAUCCUGGUUUUACAAGGAUGAAAAGGUACAGGUUUUCUACAAAGUGAGACUUUUUCUUGGCCUUAUCUCAACAAUUACUGAGACUGUUCUGGUAGUUGCCCUUUCAAGGAAAUAUGGAAAAAGACUUGCAACAUAUGCACUUGCAAUGCUAUGCUUAACCAGCGGUUGUUUCUUUUCAAGUACAAGUUUUCUACCAAGUACAUUCUCCAUGUAUGCUGUUACACUGUCAUCUGCUCUGUUCCUUCUUGAGAAAUAUGCUUCUGCGGUUUCUGUAGCUGCCACUGGAGUCCUCAUUGGCUGGCCCUUCUCAAUUUUGGUUUUUCUUCCUGUUACUAUAUAUUCAUUAAUCAAAGGGAGUUUUAAGAAAGUUUUUCUGUCAGGGUUGAUAACUUCUAUCUCUGUUAUUGCUCUUUCAGUUUAUGCAGACUAUUAUUACUAUGGCAAAUGGACAUCAUCUAUCUUCAAUCUGUUGAAGUAUAAUGUACUGGGUGGUGGGGAGAGUCAUUUAUAUGGUGUUGAAAGUGCCACAUUCUAUUUGAGAAACGGUUUCAACAAUUUUAACUUUUCCUUUAUUCUGGCUCUUCUUUUUGUGGCAUUUCUGCCCAUUACAUGGAAAAAAUAUACCCCAGAUCUUCUAGUUGUGGUUUCACCUAUAUAUGUUUGGUUGGCAUUUAUGUCUUUGCAGCCGCACAAAGAAGAACGGUUCCUUUAUCCAAUAUACACACUUAUAUGUGUUGCAGCUACAGCCGUAAUUGAUAGUUUUCCUGAUAUUUUCCGUGAUAGGUUUUCGAAUGAAGAGUCCCUCACUGUUAAGGUUGCUAAGGUUCUUAGACCAGUCUUUCUGGGCCUUAUUUUGUGUGCAUCCCAUAGCCGCACAUUCUCAUUGUUGCAUGGAUAUUCUGGUCCUUUGGUGAUCUAUAAGCAUUUAGAGCAUCAUGAAGAUGCCGGUCCAGGUUCUGUACUGUGUGUCGGAAGUGAGUGGCAUCGCUACCCUUCUUCCUUCUUCAUACCAUCAUAUGUGAAUGAAGUUCGAUGGGUUAAUGAUGGCUUCGGAGGACUUCUUCCAUUCCCCUUCAAUUCAACCUUAGGCGGCACAGCCGCUGCUCCAUUUUAUUUCAACAAUAAGAACAAAGCUUCUGACAUGCAAUAUCUCCAUGAUAUAGAUGCAUGCACCUUAUUUGUGGAGCUUGAUCUCGGAAGACCUCACCCUCAUCGAGGAAGAGACUUAUCAAAAUGGGAGACCUUGGCUGCGGUACAUUAUCUAGAUCGGGAGAUUUCGCCUGCUAUCUAUCGAUCAUUUUUCAUCCCCUACAUUUGGCAUCAGAAAAAUGUUUUUGGAUUAUACAAGUUGCUGAGGAAGAUACCUCAGAGCAGUGUGGGGCAAGGCUAGUUUUACUGGCAGUAAACUGUUUUCUGCUAAAGAAUUUACUGAAGAUGAUAAAACUUGAAUUGGUAUUUUGAAGCCACCCCUGCAUAUUGAUCUCCUUUGUUCUAGUUUUUCUAAUUUUAUUUUUCAUAGAAAGCUUUAAUGAUGUAGCUGAGCGUUAUAAGCCAAGUUCAGGAGUAGGAAUAACAUUUGUUUUUGUGAGAAUUGGAUACUUUGCAAGCCACAAUUUCUACAGAUUUUACGUCAAAUGAAACAUGGUUUUCUCUGUGUACUUGUGUUUUUAAUAGAAUGAUAUGAAUGAACUUAG